AUGGCCGCCUCGUCAGCAUCAUCGGUGCCGGUCAUCUCCACGGGAUCCGUGAUCACUGUGGCCUCGCCGCCGCCCACGGGUGGUGGUGGUGGUGGCGGCUCGAUCUCUGCCGGUAUCACAGGCGGCGGCGGCGGCGGCGGCACAGGCACAGGCACAGGGUCGCCGUGCGCGGCGUGCAAGUUCCUGCGGCGCAAGUGCCAACCGGACUGCGUGUUCGCGCCCUACUUCCCGCCGGACAACCCGCAGAAGUUCGUGCACGUGCACCGCGUCUUCGGCGCCAGCAACGUGACCAAGAUCCUCAACGAGCUCCACCCCUACCAGCGCGAGGACGCCGUCAAUUCGCUCGCCUACGAAGCGGACAUGCGCCUCCGCGACCCCGUCUACGGCUGCGUCGGCGUCAUCUCCAUCCUCCAGCACCGCCUCCGUCUCGUCCAGCAGGAGCUCGCCCGCGCCAGCUACGAGCUGUCCAAGUACCAGGCGGCGGCGGCUGAAGCCGCGGCGGCCUCUGUGGCCGUGGGAUCCCAUGGUGCGGCAGCAGGGAUGGCAGCAGAUUUCGUAGGCAACGCAGUGGCCAAUUGCACGCAAAACUUUAUCAAUGUCGAGCACUCCACGGCGGCGGCGUCGAUCACUGGCGCUGGGUCCUUCAUGCAGCAAGACAACUUCGCCUCCGUGCAGAUGCUGGCCAGGAGCUACGAAGGUGAAGGUGAAGGUGGAGCUGCGAGGGUGGGCAUGAACGGAGGUGGAGGCUAUGGCGGCUUCGCGUACUCGUCGGCCAUGGGCGUGGGGCAUGGUGGUAUAGUAUCUGGUCUUGGGCAGCAGAUCAACGGUGGACAGUUCUUGAAGCCCAGCACGACCGGCGGGGAUGACCAGCCCACUGCCACGCAGUAG
This is a messenger RNA of Miscanthus lutarioriparius, 888 nucleotides long. The record is from the annotation of a GenBank genome assembly. Lineage: Eukaryota; Viridiplantae; Streptophyta; Magnoliopsida; Poales; Poaceae.